UUUUUAUUUUUAUUUUUUUUUUAAUUUUAUUUCUUUCCUUUUCUUCAACCAUGCCAUGUCGUUUCCACAACAAACCAUGACAUUUGAUUCUCACCGUAUGGAUAGUACACACAUCACUAUUAACCCACCGAAUCAUUCACCUAGAAAUAGCGACAAUAGCAGCAGUCAAAGUAGUCAUUCUUCCUCUCAUUCGCCGUCUGGGCGAUCACUUAGAGAAAUAAAACAACAACAACGGCAGCAACAACAGGCAUUACUGGAUUCUUUUGACGAUCUGGAUCGACAAUGGGAACAGAAAUACAAUCAAGAUCAACAUGACCAACAAAGACGACAAGAGCUGAUGCAUGCAGGUUCAUUGUCCAUUUAUAAUAGUACAUCGAGGACUUCAGCACUCCAUUUGGAAGAUAGCGACACUACUACUACUACUUCUACAAUGACAGACUCUUAUUAUUGGACGAGCUGGACAUCUCCUUAUGCCGAAUGCCCUUAUGUCACCAACAAUCUCCACCUUCCUGUGCCAAGAGCGUUACCACGUUGUUUUACUUAUGACUGUAUGGAUGAUCACGAUAAGAAUAGGUUUGAUACCAUGGUGAACCAUCUACGACCCUAUCCUUUCCGACCACGCGCACCACACACACGACGAUUAGAACGCAAACCCAAUGAGAUGGACAACUACAUCAACGUACAACCAGGCAGAUCAUCUCCAUUACAUUCGCCAUAUCCUAAACGACAUAGUCUUGAUAGUAGUCAGAUAGAUCGACUGGCUCGCAGUAGGACGGUAGAUGACGACCUUGAUUCUUUAUCAAGACAUCCUGGAUCUUCCUUCUUUUCAUCUUCAUCAGAUAUCGGUACAAUGGAUCAACAUACGCGAGAGGAUGAUUGGCAUCGCCUUGAUUUGGAAGGUCGAAUUCAAUGGCUUACUCGUGGUUUUUAUGUGCUUCAUCCUCAAGAUACACAGUCUUCACCUCCAUCUACCUUCUCUACAUCUCCACCCACAUCUCUUUUAUAGAUGACCCUUCUCUUCCUUCUAGUUGUAGUAUUAUUAUUAUUUUUUUUUUUUUGUAAAUAAAGUUUUCUUCGUUCAGAUACACCACAU
Molecule: messenger RNA, 1093 nt
Organism: Halteromyces radiatus
Lineage: Eukaryota; Fungi; Mucoromycota; Mucoromycetes; Mucorales; Cunninghamellaceae
Exons: 1
Coding region: 56-1006 (316 amino acids)
Source: RefSeq, a predicted model, not a curated record